Molecule: messenger RNA, 1007 nt
Organism: Trichechus manatus latirostris (Florida manatee)
Lineage: Eukaryota; Metazoa; Chordata; Mammalia; Sirenia; Trichechidae
Gene: VPS37B
Product: VPS37B subunit of ESCRT-I
Exons: 4
Coding region: 27-893 (288 amino acids)
Biological process (GO): ubiquitin-dependent protein catabolic process via the multivesicular body sorting pathway; protein targeting to membrane; protein targeting to vacuole
Cellular component (GO): ESCRT I complex
Source: RefSeq, a predicted model, not a curated record
ACGGCGGCGGUGGCCGAGGCGCGGGGAUGGCGGGCGCCGGGGGCGAGGCCCGCUUCGCUGGGCUGUCGCUGAGGCAGCUCAACGAGCUGCUGGAGGACGAGGGGCAGCUAGCGGAGAUGGUGCAGAAGAUGGAGGAGACACAGAGUGUGCAGCUUAACAAAGAAAUGACCCUCGCCAGCAACCGGAGCCUGGCAGAAGGGAACUUACUGUACCAGCCGCGACUGGACGCUCUGAAAGCAAGUCUGACCCAGAGAUACCAGGAACUCCAGGUGCUCUUUGAAGCCUAUCAGAUAAAGAAGACCAAACUAGAUAAACAGUCGAACAACGCCUCCGUGGAGACUCUGCUGGCGCUUCUUCAAGCCGAAGGGGCCAAGAUUGAGGAAGAUACGGAGAACAUGGCGGAGAAGUUUCUUGACGGAGAGCUUCCUCUAGACUCCUUCAUGGACGUCUAUCAGAGUAAGCGGAAGCUGGCCCACAUGCGGAGAGUUAAAAUCGAGAAACUCCAGGAGAUGGUGCUGAAGGGGCAGGGACUCCCGCAGGCCCCGGCCCCGCUGCCGCCCAGGGUGCCCACGCCUGCCGCCCCCCUGCCCUACCUGGCCCCCGAGGCCAGCAGGCCGCUCCCUGUGGCGCCACGGCGCGUCCCCCCUCCGCCGCCCCCGGUGCCGACAGGACGCUUGGCCACCCCGUUCACAGCUGCCGCAGGCUUGGGACAGGCCCUUCCAUACCCCGGAUUGCAGUGCCCUCCGCUGCCACCCCGAGCGGGCCUCCCGUCCUCCGGCUUUGCCCCCCAGCAGGGCUUCUCCGCAGAGUUGAUGUCGUCGUACCCGCCGGCCCUGCCUCAGCGGCCACCACCCCGGCUGCCCCCACACCAGCCGGGCUUCAUCCUCCAGUGAGCGCCCGUUCCCCCGAGACUUGCCCGGCGGCAGCGGUGGGCCUUUGCGCACACGCGCUUACGGGAGGGCGCGUCGCUGGGCGCGGGUCCCGGCCGCUGUGGCCGUCCAGUGUCA